AUGCGGCCUGCGCGCCGCGGCGAGGAAGGCAGGAAAGUGACUGGAGCGUCCGCAGACGCGGGGGGCGCGUCGCGGCAGACGACGCGGGAGGAGGGCGAGCGGCGUGAGGGGGGGAGGCGAGACAGCGGCGACGCAGAGAGCGUGCGCGUGGGCGUUGCAACUGAGGAAGGCAAACGGAAGAAGCGCCGCGAGCCCGCGAGAGGGGGAGAAGACCUCCUGCCUGGGCUUCCAGCGCGAGACGCGCGCCUCGUGGUUCCUCUCGCGCAGCUAGACAACAGGGCCUACUACGUGCAUGACGCCGAGAAGGAGGGAGACAGAUCCAUGGAGGCCCGUAGAGAUGUCUCCGAGUGGAGUCCCGUGCCGCCGCCGCGGUCGUCGCCCAGCGCCCCCGAGACCUUCCAACUCAUGCCUGUCGUGGGCGACCGCGCGAUCGCCACGGGCGCCCGCCGGAGAAGAAAAAAGAAACCGGGGUUCCGCAGAAAAAGCGUGGAUGGCGAGGAUCGAUCCCCGGCACCUGGACGCGGCGGGGGGCUCUUUCUCCAUCCGGCCCUCGGCGACGACUCAGAGGAAUACGUUGAAGAGCAUGAUGAAUCCCCCAAGUCGUCGCUUUGCUCGACAGACUGCUGCGCGGGGUUCUGGCGAAGGCGGUGGCAAGUGAUGCAGGGCUGGUCCUGGGGCUGGGGAUUCACGAAUCGACCGCGAGAUGGCGUUCGGUAUUACAUCAGCGAGAUCUUUGCCGCGCUCAUCGUCGCCCUCACACAAGUCCCUGAGUCGGCGUCGUUCGCGUUGAUGGCGAACCUUCCGCCAGCGCUGGGCGUUCACAGCGCGUGGCUCAUCGGCCUUUUCGCCUGCGGUUUAGGGGGCAGGCCCGGGAUGAUCAACGGCGUUACAGGCUCCUUCGCUGCGACGAUCGGCGCCUUCACGACGCGGACAUGCUCGCCAACGACGCUUAAGUGCGAAGUGAAGGGCGUGGAGACGCUGGUCGUCUCUGUUUUCUUCGCGGGCCUCCUCCUGGUGCUGACGGCGUUCUCCCGCCUGGCCUCUCUGGUGCAGCUCAUCCCGGCCUCUGUCACAAUCGGCUUUUGCAACGGCAUUGCCAUCAUCAUCUUCCUCGCGCAGCUGCAGAUCUUUCGAGAUCCUGCCACGCGGCUGUUCAUCACGGGCUCCCGCGCCGGCUGGAUGGCAGCCGAGUGCGUGCUCGCCGCAGUCGUCAUGGAGGGCUGGAAAAAAAUUCCUAUCGUUGGCAAGCUGCUUCCAGGGUCCUUGAUCUCCAUGGUGGCUGCCGGCCUGAUGGAGUUUCUGCUCGCGCGCCCGUUUUUUGAAACCAAGACUCCGACGAUUGGAGAGGUCGCGGAGUUGACGCCGAACUCGGCGCUUCCGAUCCCCUUCUUCGCCGACGAGCGCUGGGACUUCCGCAGCAAAAUCGAGUGGAAAGACGCCUUUGUCCACGGCUGCAUUCUGGCGGUCGUUGCCACAUUGGAGACGCUAAUGACGGUGCAAGUCGUGGACAUCUACGCGGCGCAGGCGGCGUUACCUCCGGAGCCGAAGGCGCCGAAGAAGACUACGUUUCGACGCUUCCUCGAGCGCGGCUGGUCUCCGCUGUGGGCAAAGACGGAUGGACGCUCCAACGGGCUCCUGCAUACGCUCGCCUCUGACGCGCCGGAGAAGCUCGCCGGCGGCGAGAGUCCCUUCGAGAAGAGCGCACUCGCGGGCGGCGCCGCCGCGGGCUCAGGCCCCGACGGCGGCCCGCGCGGGGCUCGCGAGGGCGUGUCCGCCGGCGCCGUGGCUUCCGGCGCGAAGGCCGAGGGCGAGGGUCGGCAGGCGAGGAGGCUUGGAGACGGCGCGGAGCCCGAAGGCGGCCGAGAGCUCGUAAGCCACGGGGCGGACGCGCAAAAACGCGGGACGGCUCACGACUUAUCCUCGGAGAAUACCUCCGUGGACACUGGGGCUUUCUCCCCGCGCGCCGCCGCCGCUGACGGCCUCGGCACGUCGUCGCAGAGCGGCGCCGGGUGCGCGGCUCCGGGAACCGCCUCGAGCCCCCCUUCGCCAAAGGGCGGAGACCUCGAAGAGGGCGAGGGCACCGGAGGCCGGCGCGCGCGAAAGAAGGCGGUGGGCGCACAGAUGUCGCGCGUCGCCGUCUACGGGCGAGAGCUCGAAGGCCCUGCGGCCCACGAGGCUGCGGCGGCGCAGGGAGGAGACGAGAGCUCGGCAGUGUCUCCGGGAGGGGCGGAGGGGCCUCAGGGGCGUCUUCUCGCGCCGGAGAGAACCGACUCUGGAAGAUACGAAAAGCGCGACCUCCGCUUGCCCCUCUGCUGUCCAGCGCUCCCGCUCUCAAUGGAGCAUAUGCAUGCGUCUGACCGUUUUCUGCCGUUCGGCAGACAUGGCGGCGCAGACGCCGCGUCGCUGCGAGCAAGCGGGGGAGAGGACAGCGAAAGAGGACUCGUCGGAAGCGCCGCCACGGCAGGCGAGAAGGAAGAAGCCGUCGCGAUUCUCCGCGGCAAACCGCCCGUCAAGGGCGAUGGCAACCAACAGCUCUGGGCAGCAGGCGUCGCCAACAUCGUCUGCGCGUUCUUCGGAGGCAUGGGCGGCGGCGCCAUGAUUGGGCUCUCUGUCAUGAACCUCCGAAGCGGAGGAAAGGGUAAAGAAUCAGGUUUUCUGCAGGCGAUUUUUGUGUUUAUCCUAAUUGCGGCGGCUUACAAGGUGCUGAACUACUUGCCUAUUGCCGCGCUCGCGGGCAUCAUGUUCUGUGUGGCGUUCCAUACCUUUAAGUGGUUUUCGCUCCCGAUGGUCGUUGCGAGCUUCCUGCCCGAGCGGCUGCGCACGCUGCAUCCCUGCCUCGUGCAAAAAAUCACUCGCGCAGAUGCGGUUAUCGUCGUCGCCGUCACGCUCUGCUGCAAGUUCCUGAACGUCGCGAUGGCCGCGGGCAUAGGCAUUUUCAUCGCGGCGCUCAUCUUCGCGUGGGAAGCCAAUCGGCGGUUUUGCGUCGAAGCCGCUGAAGAUGAGAAGCGGCAGAUCAAGUACUACGAAGUCCACGGGCCGCUGUGCUUCAGCACUGCCAGCAAGUUCGAGAGCGCUUUCAACUACGACGCAGAUCCGCCAACAGUCGUGUGCAUGCUGAGUGGCAACACGCGGUUGUUCGACUAUAGUGCGAUGGCGACGAUGAACGCCCUGAGUCGAGGCUACAAGCGACGAGGCAAGACUCUGCACUUCAAGGGCAUGAGCCACGGGUGUCUGAAUAUGAUGGCGAAGGCGAAUCACCUAAUGCAGCACAUGGACUACGAGUUGAUCGGCCUGGAAGUGCCCCCGAUUCACCACCUUGUGGAGGUUCACCCCGACGACGACCGCGAGUCGGUCUUCGCGGACACGCUCUUUGCGUCCUCGAACCUCGCCUCGCGCGCCUCGUUUUCGAAAAGGAAUGCGCGCCAGCAGGGACCGGGGCCGGCGGCGCGCGCGUUGGAAUCGGGAAGUCUGCAGCCGUCCUCUUCGCUCUCGCGCGUCGUCGCGGCGUCGAGCACGCCGCCGUUCUUCCCUGCCGGGGAGGGACACCAGGGGCGAGACGAGGAGAGGCCUAGCGACCCAGAGCCCGCCGCCGCGAGGCGCGCGGAGGCGACCGACAAAUUCGUUUUCAACCCCCACGCGCGAUCCGACGCGUGUGAGACUGACGAGGGACCAAGCUUCUCGCUCUCGUGCGAGAUGGCCUCAACCGCUGCAGGACAGCGGACGCUCGUCGACGAUGGCGGCGGGAUGGCAGUCGAGGAGAAAAAGAAGCGGAAAGGCAUCUUCAGCGGCGACCGCAAGAGGUUAGAGCGAAGAGGAGCCGCGGCGAGCGCAGAGAGGAAGGAGACGGAGGACAAGGAGGCAGACGCGCGGGCGGACGGCCGCGGCGGCGCCCCCAAGGCAACUGAGCGCCGCCGGGGCUCUCCGGCGGAGGAAAGACACGAUGGCAGCCAUCAACCCUAA
Besnoitia besnoiti is the source of this 3960-nucleotide messenger RNA. RefSeq names its product inorganic anion transporter, sulfate permease (SulP) family protein. The record is from RefSeq and is a predicted model, not a curated record. The transcript has 10 exons. Gene Ontology annotation, cellular component: membrane. The coding region runs from base 1 to 3960 and encodes 1319 amino acids. NCBI's taxonomy places the organism in Eukaryota, Apicomplexa, Conoidasida, Eucoccidiorida, Sarcocystidae.